Molecule: messenger RNA, 1242 nt
Organism: Zingiber officinale
Lineage: Eukaryota; Viridiplantae; Streptophyta; Magnoliopsida; Zingiberales; Zingiberaceae
Product: early nodulin-75-like
Exons: 2
Coding region: 1-1242 (413 amino acids)
Source: RefSeq, a predicted model, not a curated record
AUGGUGCCCACGAGCUUCAAGAUGAACUCAGAUUCACCUGAAUUAGCACACAAAUCUUCAACGAGUUCAAGAUUUGAAGCUGUUCACCGUCGCGCACAGGAUUCACUGGUGUUGGAAUCGCGAGCUGGACGAAGAACCACGAAGAAUGGAGUGCUAUCGGAAAUAGAUCAGAAGCACCGGAGGAACGCCGCUGAUGGUUCUGGAGUGGAAUGGAAACUCAAAUCGGAGGAACGCCGCCGAACUGAGGAGAAAGUCGCAAUCCACAGCUACAGAGAAGAUGAAAUAAUAAAUGACUAUGGUCCUCCAAGGGCAAAUAGACCACCAGCAUCAAAAUUUAAGAAUCAAAAUUUUUUAUCACAAGAAAUGAUAAAUGACUAUGGUCCCCCAAGGGCAAAUAGACCUCCGGCAUCAGAAUCCGAGAAUGAAAAAUUUUCAUCACAAGAAAUGAUAAAUGACUAUGGCCCCCCAAGGGCAAAUAGACCUCCAGCAUCAGAAUCCGAGAAUGAAAAUUUUUCAUCACAAGAAAUGAUAAAUGACUAUGGUCCCCCAAGGGCAAAUAGACCUCCAGCAUCAGAAUCAGAAUCAGUAAAUGAAAAGUUUUCAUCACAAGAAAUAAUAAAUGACUAUGGUCCCCCAAGGGCAAAUAGACCUCCAGCAUCAGAAUCCGAAACUGAAAAAUUUGCAUCACAAGAAAUGAUAAACGACUAUGGCCCCCCAAGGGCAAAUAGACCUCCAGCAUCAGAAUCCGAGAAUGAAAAUUUUUCAUCACAAGAAAUGAUAAAUGACUAUGGUCCCCCAAGGGCAAAUAGACCUCCAACAUCAGAAUCCGAGAAUGGAAAAUUUUCAUCACAAGAAAUGAUAAAUGACUAUGGCCCCCCAAGGGCAAAUAGACCUCCAGUAUCAGGAUCCGAGAAUGAAAAUUUUUCAUCACAAGAAAUGAUAAAUGACUAUGGUCCCCCAAGGGCAAAUAGACCUCCAACAUCAGAAUCAGAAUCAGUAAAUGAAAAAUUUUCAUCACAAGAAAUAAUAAAUGACUAUGGUCCCCCAAGGGCAAAUAGACCUCCAACAUCAGAAUCCGAAACUGAAAAAUUUGCAUCACAAGAAAUGAUAAACGACUAUGGCCCCCCAAGGGCAAAUAGACCUCCAGCAUCAAAAUUUGAGAAUGAAAAAUCUACAUCACAAGACAUGACAAAUGACUAUGGUCCCCCAAGGGCAAAUAGACCUCCAGCUUCAAAAUUGUAG